AUGAAAAUAACUGCACAGGACAGUAGCACACAGAAAAUAGAAGAAGAGGGCGUGGUCAUAGAAGGGAAUGCCUUUUACAACCCCGCACAGAAGUUCAACCGGUCGCUGACCAUAAAAAUAAUAAAUCAUUUCAUGAAAGUGCGCUCAAAAGAUGGAAUCGUCUUGCUGGAGUGCAUGUCUGCAACUGGUCUCCGAGGAAUACGAUACAUACGAGAGCUAGCUGGGCAUAACACAAUAGUGAUGAACGACAUCUCAAAGGAUGCAUGCUCUGCGAUUGUGAAGAAUUGCAGUAAAAAUGGAAUAUCUGCUGAGAUAGAUCGAAUAACAGAAACAGAAAAAGUAUCGGUGGAGGUGAAGAAUGAAGACUGCAGGUCCCUGAUGCUCAGUAGAAAGAAGGCCUUUGAUGUGAUAGACAUAGAUCCAUUUGGAACGUGCGCACCUUUCAUCGAAACAGCCAUUGAAGGCCUGGCUGAUAACGGCUUGCUGUGUGUUACUUCCACUGAUACAAAAGUUCUGUGCGAUAAGCCCCCCGAGGCUUGCUACAAAUACUACGGCUCUGUUUCCAUGAACAACUCGUAUUCGCACGAGAUAGCCAUUCGAAUUGUGCUUUCGUAUAUCUCCAGAAUAGCUGCUAAAUCAGGCAAGCGGAUUAAGCCUCUUGUCAGUCUUUCAAUGGACUUUUUUAUCCGUGUAUUUGUUCAGGUUAUUCACGAUAAACAGGAGUCUACCCCUUCUCUGCUCUGCAAUAAACAGUAUCUCCUGUGCAGCUGUUUGAACAGACAGGAGAUCGCAGUUCUUCGCAAAGAAAACGGAAAAAACGUGUAUCGGCACACAAAGAUGCCUGACACAACAGAGUGCGCACUGUGCGGUAGGACGUAUGGCCUGUAUGGGCCGUUCUGGUCAGGCCCAAUGCACUGUCCUGUGUUUCUAGAGGGCGUAAUACAGGGAAUAGACAAAGCGUACAUUGAAAGCAAAACGGGAGGAGAUAAGAUGACAGCCCACACAACAGAACAGAUAAACAGAAGAAUCCACGGAAUGCUAACAAUGGCAAAAGAGGAGAUGGACAGUGUUUUCUACUACUCAGUGCCGUAUGUCUCUUCUGUGCUCUCUUUCCCUGUUCCUCCAAUGCCCGCUCUUAUUUCUUUUUUGGAGGGAAAUGGAAUAAAAUCAUCUCUUACACACUGCAAGCCAAACAGCAUAAAAAUGAAGGGAAGGGUGGAGUAUAUUUACAUUGCAGUGAUACUGUACUACAGAAAUAUAAAGCCAGAGAUAUACUCGAUAUACAACGAAAGGCUUAUCGGAGCAAGAAAGGAUGUAGACAAAAACACUCACAAUCUAAUGGUGUACUUAGACAGGUACAUUGAAGAGAACACAAUCGUAAGUGAUUUCACAGUCACAGCAGCAGCAGCUGAAAUGACAGCAAGAAAGCAUCUAAAGUUUCAAGACAAAAGCGGCUUAGGAUGGGGCCCUAUGAAGAGAUAG
Nematocida minor is the source of this 1482-nucleotide messenger RNA. Its product is annotated as tRNA (guanine26-N2/guanine27-N2)-dimethyltransferase. Gene Ontology annotation, cellular component: nucleus. The coding region runs from base 1 to 1482 and encodes 493 amino acids. The record is from RefSeq and is a predicted model, not a curated record. Gene Ontology annotation, molecular function: RNA binding. Gene Ontology annotation, biological process: tRNA N2-guanine methylation. The transcript has a single exon. Lineage: Eukaryota; Fungi; Microsporidia.